Sphaeroforma arctica JP610 is the source of this 723-nucleotide messenger RNA. RefSeq lists its product as hypothetical. The annotation marks the transcript as partial. Lineage: Eukaryota; Ichthyosporea; Ichthyophonida. Gene Ontology annotation, cellular component: Golgi membrane. Gene Ontology annotation, biological process: pyrimidine nucleotide-sugar transmembrane transport. The record is from RefSeq and is a predicted model, not a curated record. Gene Ontology annotation, molecular function: UDP-galactose transmembrane transporter activity. The transcript is spliced from 4 exons.
GACGCUGCUACGUUCCAGGUGUCCUAUCAACUCAAGAUUCUGACCACUGCAAUUCUAUCGGUGGUUAUGCUGGGAAGACAUCUGACGGUGCUCAAAUGGGCGUCGUUGGUAGUGCUGAUGGGUGGUGUUGCGCUCGUGUCCAUCCCAGACGAUGCAUGGAGCGACAACGCACAGGUGGCCGAGGCGGAAGAAGGGAUCAAUGUCGCUGUGGGGUUGACUGCUGUUGUAACCGCGUGCACCUUCAGCGGAUUUGCGGGUGUGUACUUUGAGAAGAUUCUCAAGGGAACCAGUGCCAGUAUCUGGGUCAGGAACAUCCAGCUGGGCGGGUUUGGCCUGGUGAUUGGUCUCUUUAUUGUGUAUAUGAACGACAGCAAAGCGGUCUACGCAGACGGCUUCUUUGCUCAGUACAACUACCUGGUGUGGAUGGUGAUUCUCCUGCACGCCGCUGGCGGUCUGAUCAUUGCCGUGGUGGUAAAAUACGCCGACAACAUUCUCAAGGGCUUUGCCACGGCCGCUGCGAUUAUCUUAUCGGCCAUCAUCUCUGUGUUUCUGUUUGAUUUCGAGCCUUCGAGGAACUUUAAGAUAGGGGCGACUCUGGUCAUUGCCGCCGUGGGGAUGUACAGCAAACCAGACUCCGAGGCUCCAUCGGACUUGUUACCUUUAAGUGCGAGAAUGAGCUCGAGAAGUGAUCUGAGUCGGACGUCGACCGAUAGAGUUGAUUGA